AUGGCAUCCCAGCGGAUUCACCUCAUCGGACUUGGAAGCAUCGGGACCCUUAUCGCUCACUCGCUUCGCUCCCUCCCCGCGCCCCCGCCUAUGACCCUUCUGCUCCAUCGCGAGUCGGCAUACCACGGCUUUCUCUCUGCGGGGAGCAAGCUGCGUCUCCAAAUUGGAGAAGACGGACCAACACAAGAGAGUACCGGGUACGACGCCGAACUCUUGCAGGGUGAAUCGCCCAUCCAUCACCUAGUUGUAGCGGUCAAGGCGAGCGCAACCAUCCCUGCUCUCCGAUCGAUCCAGCACCGGCUCGGACGGCAUUCCGUUAUCUGUCUCUUCCAAAAUGGCCUAGGGCAGAUCGAAGAGCUCAAUGAGCGCCUAUUCACAGACCCGCUGACACGACCGACAUACAUGUUUGGCAUUAUGCGCCAUGGGGUCUACAUAAAAGCGCCGUUUGAAGCCGUGCUGGCGGGGCUGACCGGAUCAUGUGCUCUGGGGAUCGUCAACGAUGGCCAGCAGGCAUCCUCAUUAUCAUCUCCAUCAACAGCAUCCGCCCAAUCUCGAUUUCUCAUCGACCGGCUGGUCGAAGCACCGAUCGUCCGAUGUUCCGAAAUGCCGUGGAUGGAGCUCCACCAGGCCCAGCUGUUGAAACUGGCGACCAACUGUGUGGUCAAUCCAUUGACGGCACUGCUGGAUGUGCGGAACGGCUCGCUGUUAGCUAACCCCGAGCUGCAGGAGAUGCAACAUCAGCUUCUCCAGGAGAUCUCGCUGGUGUUCCGUCGUCUUCCGGAACUUCAGGGUCUACCCGACGUGCAGGAACAAUUUUCCGUAGCCAGACUUGAGGAGCAAUUGAUCGGGAACAUUGAGAAGACGGCCAGUAAUUCCAGCAGUAUGCGGGAGGAUGUGCGAGCAGGUCGAGCCACGGAGAUUGCGUUCAUCAAUGGAUGGAUAGUGCGACGGGGCCAGCAACUGGGGCUGGAAUGUCCUACAAAUCGGUGCCUGACCCAGCUAAUCCUGACUAAGACUAGCCAAGGACGCUAA
This is a messenger RNA of Aspergillus luchuensis, 1032 nucleotides long. Its product is annotated as ketopantoate reductase family protein. Gene Ontology annotation, biological process: pantothenate biosynthetic process. The coding region runs from base 1 to 1032 and encodes 343 amino acids. The record is from RefSeq and is a predicted model, not a curated record. Gene Ontology annotation, molecular function: 2-dehydropantoate 2-reductase activity; NADP binding. Gene Ontology annotation, cellular component: mitochondrion; cytoplasm. NCBI's taxonomy places the organism in Eukaryota, Fungi, Ascomycota, Eurotiomycetes, Eurotiales, Aspergillaceae. The transcript has a single exon.